This is a messenger RNA of Momordica charantia (bitter melon), 3863 nucleotides long. It is a transcript of the gene SLOMO, whose product is annotated as F-box family protein. The record is from RefSeq and is a predicted model, not a curated record. Gene Ontology annotation, molecular function: protein binding. NCBI's taxonomy places the organism in Eukaryota, Viridiplantae, Streptophyta, Magnoliopsida, Cucurbitales, Cucurbitaceae.
UUUUUCUCUCUUUCUCUAUUCGUCGUUGUUAAAGUUGGGGAUUUCUGGGAUUAUUACAUCACCACUAGCAACAACAGAAGCAUCCCAGGUCCGAUCAGAUCCAUUCAAAUCUCUUCUCUCUUCUCCAUUUCUUAUCUCUUUUUCUUAAUUUUUUCCUCCAUUUUUGUUUCCCCAUUACUCUCUGAGUUUCUAGGUUUUCCCCUUUUCAACCCUCUCUUUGUAUUUUCCGGUUUGAUUCUCCGCCCAAUUCGGAGUUUUUUUCUUUUCUGGGUUUGGGAUUCUCUUUGAUCCCUAGGGUUUCACUGCCUUUUGGGUUUGUGUCUUUGUGUUGUUUUUGGAAUUGGGUGUGUUUUAUUUUUUUAAUUUUUGGUUUAUAGCGGCACUGGUACUUGAAAUGUGUGGGAUCGUGACUUAGGGUUCGUGUUCGCACCUUGCCUUUGCGUCCAAGUGUAUGACGAUUUGGUGCUGCUUAUGCUUCACCGUUGGAGAAGAAGACGAAAGGGAAGAACUGAAAGGUGAGAUGAAGCCCAUGCGUGAGGAUGAUUUUGAGAACCCGGAUGACCCUGAUCACAUUGUGGGAAAUGGCGGGGAUUUUGAAGGGGGUGAUCGGGUUGCGAUUGCUGUGGAUGGGUCUGAGCGUCAUGAUGGUGAUCGACUGAGGUUGUUUGAGGAUAUGGUUAGGGCAAUGCACGACGGCGGGGAUGCUGGGGCUCAAUGGGACGAUGGGCUGCGCGGCGGUGCGGGUAUCAACCCUUGGAAUUUGUCUUUUGGAAUUAAGCAUCAGUCCGAGGGGGGAGAGAGUAGUAGCGCCUCGGCUUUGGCCUUGCCAUCUGCGGCUGCUACAGUCGAGACUUCUAAUGAAGAGCGCGAUCGCGAUGCCCACCACAAGCGCGCCAAAGUUCACUCCAAAUUCAAUGAGUGCGCCUUUUCAACUCCUUGGCCUUUGGGCGCUGGAAAUCCUGCGAGAGAUUAUGAUUUUUGUCACGGAUCAUCUUCAAUUAUGACUAGGAAUGAGUUUUUCUACCAUGCUUCUACAUCAAACAGAGUUGAUGAUGGCGACGAUUUUGAUUCUAGUUUUGCUAAAGAUGAUGAGAUAAAUGAGAAUGAUGCCUGUAAAUCAGAGGAAUUUGAAGUACGGAUGGAUCUUACAGAUGAUUUACUGCAUAUGGUUUUCUCUUUCUUGGAUCACAUCAAUCUUUGUCGAGCUGCUAUAGUCUGCAGGCAGUGGCGAGCUGCUAGUGCUCAUGAAGAUUUCUGGAGGUGUUUGAACUUUGAAAAUAGGAAAAUAUCCAUGGAACAAUUUGAGGAUAUGUGUGGAAGAUAUCCAAAUGCCACAGAGGUAAAUAUAUCUGGUGUUCCUGCCGUUCACUUGCUUGCUAUGAAAGCAGUUUAUUCUUUAAGAAAUUUGGAGGUUUUAACUUUGGGGAAAGGACAACUGGGCGACACCUUUUUUCACGCCUUGGCAGAUUGCCAUUUUCUGAAGAGCCUGACGGUCAAUGAUUCUACGCUAGUUAAUGUUACACAGGAGAUACCUAUAAGCCAUGAUAGACUGCGUCAUCUUCAUCUUACUAAAUGUCGUGUUAUACGCAUAUCUGUUAGAUGUCCACAACUUGAAACAUUGUCUUUGAAGCGCAGUAACAUGGCACAGGCUGUUCUUAAUUGCCCUCUUCUCCAUGACCUGGAUAUAGGCUCUUGCCACAAGCUCUCAGAUGCUGCAAUUCGCUCAGCAGCUAUUUCGUGCCCACAAUUGGAAUCUCUUGACAUGUCUAAUUGUUCCUGUGUCAGUGAUGAGACAUUACGCGAAAUAGCCUCAGCCUGCCAGAAUCUCCAACUUCUGAAUGCAUCAUACUGCCCAAAUAUAUCUUUGGAGUCUGUAAGACUGUCGAUGCUGACGGUGCUUAAGCUUCACAGCUGUGAGGGCAUCACUUCAGCUUCAAUGACUGCAAUAUCUCAUAGUUAUAAGCUGAAGGUUUUGGAGCUUGAUAAUUGCAGUCUUUUGACUUCUGUGUCACUGGAUCUUCCAUGUUUGCAGAAUAUUAGACUGGUCCACUGCCGCAAAUUCUCUGAUUUGAGCUUACAGAGUGUUAAGUUAUCAUCCAUAAUGGUCUCUAAUUGUCCAGCACUUCACCGGAUCAACAUCACUUCCAAUUUACUUCAAAAAUUAAUGUUGAAGAAACAGGAGAGCUUGGCUAAGUUGGCUUUGCAGUGUCCCGGUCUGCAAGAUGUGGACCUCACAGACUGCGAAUCUCUAACAAAUUCUGUUUGUGAGGUUUUUAGUGAUGGUGGUGGAUGUCCUAUGUUGAAAUCACUUGUUCUUGAUAACUGCGAGAGUUUAACUGCUGUUCGAUUCUGUAGUAGUUCUUUAGGAAGUCUUUCCCUUGUUGGUUGCCGGGCGAUCACUUCACUCGAACUUAAAUGCCCUAAUCUCGAACAAGUUUCUCUUGAUGGCUGCGAUCAUCUAGAAAGAGCAUCAUUUUCCCCUGUUGGUCUGCGGUCACUAAACCUUGGAAUUUGUCCAAAAUUGACUGAAUUAAGACUUGAGGCUCCUCGUAUGGAUUUACUCGAGUUGAAAGGUUGUGGUGGAUUGUCUGAGGCAGCCAUCAAUUGUCCACGUCUAACAUCAUUGGAUGCUUCCUUUUGUGGUCAACUGAAAGAUGAGUGCUUGUCUGCAACUACUGCCUCGUGUCCACAGAUUGAGUCACUAAUACUGAUGUCAUGUCCUUCGGUUGGUUCAGAGGGACUUUACUCUUUGCGAUGCCUUCUGAAGUUGGUUGUGCUUGAUUUAUCAUAUACCUUUUUGAUGAGUUUGCAGCCAGUCUUCGAGUCUUGUGUACAACUAAAGGUAUUGAAACUACAAGCAUGCAAAUAUUUAACCGACUCAUCGCUGGAGCCCCUUUAUAAGGAAGGUGCUCUUCCAGCUCUUCAGGAGUUAGACUUAUCUUACGGGUCACUUUGUCAAUCUGCCAUUGAGGAACUUCUUGCUUGUUGCACACACCUGACUCAUGUGAGCUUAAAUGGCUGUGUGAACAUGCAUGAUCUAAACUGGGGUUGUAGCACUGGACAUCUUUCUUUGUCCGGCAUCCCGCUUCCUCUUGGUCAGGCCACUAUUGACGAUAUUGAGGAACCGGUUGCACAGCCGAACCGUUUAUUACAGAAUCUUAACUGUGUAGGUUGUCAGAGUAUUAGGAAAGUUCUCAUUCCUCCAGCAGCACGCUGUCUCCAUUUAUCAUCAUUGAACCUAUCUCUGUCUUCAAAUCUCAAAGAAGUCGACGUUUCUUGUCUCAAUCUAUGCUUUCUUAAUUUGAGUAAUUGUUGCUCUCUGGAAGUUUUGAGACUUGACUGCCCGAGACUGACCAGUCUCUUUCUCCAGUCUUGCAACAUUGAGGAAGAAGCAGUUGAAGCCGCGAUAUCGAAAUGUAGUAUGCUCGAGACACUAGACGUCCGCUUUUGUCCGAAGAUCUCGUCGAUUAGCAUGGUACAACUGCGUAUUGCUUGCCCGAGUUUGAAGCGGAUCUUCAGCAGUCUGUCUCCAACGUGACUAACUCUUCUUUUCCCUAAAAAUUUUCCUCCCACUUGUUAAUUUCAAGUCUUCAGAGACGACCCGUCACUUUACGUAUAUGAUGGUGUUGAAAAUUCUGUCAACUUCCGUUUGCUUGGGGUAUAUAGUUAGCUUUUAUGUUUGGGACACCUUUAAAAAUAAGUUAUCUUUGUCUAUAUUGCUACCAACCAGCUAAGUUAAGUUAGCCUUUCCAUCUAUUUAAUUCAGUUUUGCAGUGUCUAUGAGAGAGAUUAAGAAUGAAUGAUUGAGAAUACGUUAUUAUUUUCAGUAUCUGUUGAUACAAUCAAUUUCUUCCUUAUCUUAA